Pollicipes pollicipes is the source of this 3163-nucleotide messenger RNA. Its product is annotated as multiple PDZ domain protein. The record is from RefSeq and is a predicted model, not a curated record. NCBI's taxonomy places the organism in Eukaryota, Metazoa, Arthropoda, Thecostraca, Pollicipedomorpha, Pollicipedidae. The transcript has 13 exons. Bases 177 to 2111 code for a protein of 644 amino acids. Gene Ontology annotation, molecular function: protein binding.
GGGGAGGCGCGGCAUCAGACGAGCCGGCGGCGGCGGCAGCGGCGCCGGCGGCGGCCAACACAAACAGCCGGCCCGGACUGGCGCGUGAGUCAGAGCCGGCCGGCCGCGGCGCCGACGGACCAGCCCAGCCGCCGACGACGACGGCCGCAUCGCACAGUGACGCGGCAGACCCAGCCAUGGUGGACUGCGUUCGUCGCAAGCAGAACAUUCUGCUCUGCACGUACGCCGACGUGCUGUGUCCGCGCAAGCAGACACUCGCCGACGCGUCGCCGUCUCGCCAGCGAGCCUACCGCCUGGAUGAGGAGGACAGCCCGCAGCCGGACCCGGCCGACAGGUUCGGGAUGAGCAUCAACCUGCGCGGCAGCGACAUCUGGCUGGAGCCGCUGCAGGACGAGAGGUCGUCCAGAGGCCGCCGCGAGGGCAGCGGCCAGGGCCGGCGGCGCGCCGCGCCCCGCGAAGCGGCCAGCUGGGACGUGACGGUGACGCGCGGCUCGCGCGGUCUCGGCCUCAGCGUGGAGAGUGCGGCGCCCGCCUGGCCCAGCCACGUGCGCGUGAAGCGCGUCUUCCCGCACCAGCCGGCGGCGCUGACCGGCUGCAUCCGGCCGGGAGACGUACUGCUGCGCGUCAAUGACAUGCCCGUCCGGGGCCUCUCCGUCCAGGAGGUGCUGCACGUGCUGCGACUGGCCGGCACGGAGGUGCUGCUCUCGCUGGCGCGCCCGGCGGCCGACGACGGCGACUCCGACUCCGACUCCGACUCUGACUCAGGCGGGCGGGACGAGUCGGAGUCGGCCUCCCGCUCCUCUCUGCGGCUGGAGCCCGAGUGUGUGGGGACGUUCGAGGUGGCGCUGGAGAAGGUGAACAACACGCUGGGCCUGAGCCUGCGCCGCACCGAUGACACCGUGCUGGGGCACACGAUCCGCGCCAAGGUGCGCGAGCCGGCGCUGAGCGACGUCAGGCUGCGCGUCGGCGACAAACUGAUCCAGGUGAACGGCGUCGACACCACCUGCAUGUCCCACGCCGAGGUGGUGUCGCUGCUGCGCCAGAGCGGCCAGCGGGUGACGCUGACGCUGUACCGGGACGGCCAGGCGACGCCCGGCAGUCCGGGCAGCCCGGUGACGACUCGCUCCACGCGGCUGAGGCCGGAGGCGGUGCAGAUGCUGACGGGCCUGGCGUUUCGUCGCGAGCUGAGCCUACCGGAGGGUGAGGGCGAGGGGGCGGCGCCGGAGCCGCCGGCGCGGCGCGGCUCACGGGCUGAGCAGGUGCGCCGUCUGAGCUGUGGCUCUCGCGGCUCUCCGCGCCUGCGCCGCCGCCGACAGACGCCCAGCCCCGGCCCGGAGCCGACAGUGGCCGAGCAGCCGGAGGAGCCGGACCGCUUCUCGCGCCUCCCGGGCUUCGACGCUCUGGACGGCGUGGCGUCAGAGCGACUGGAUCAGCUGACGCGCAUCUCGGAGAGCUCGGCUCCGCCAGAGAUGGACGACGUGACGUCAGAGCGGCUGGAUCAGCUGACGCGUAUCUCUGAGAGCUCCGGCGGCGCCGAGAGUGACGGCUGGCCCGAUAGCGGCGAUGAUAGCGACGCUGAACUGCAGGAGCGCCAUCUGCGUCGGGUGGCGGUGGAGGGCGAGCCAGCGGGCGGCGGCGGCUCGGCCCGCGCCCGGCACGCCUACCUCUCCGUCCAGCCGCAGCAGCGCACCAAGUCGGGCCACAUGCUGAAGCGGAUCAGCUCGGAGGAGAGGAUGGACACCGCAGGGCCGCCGGACGUGGGCGGUGACCUCGCCAAGUGGAAGGGCAUCACGUUGGACAGCGGCGACCAGGACGCAGACAGCGGCAUCGUCUCCGGCGGAGAGGGCACGUCCAGGGGACAGAGCAUGUGUAUCCAGCUGCGUCGCGGCUGGUCGUCAAGGCUGGGCUUCUCACUGCACGCAACAGAUGGCAGCCACAUCGUGUCGCACAUCCACCCGGACAGCGUGGCCGCUCGCGACGGGCGGCUCCAGGUCGGCGACGUCCUUAUUAAGGUGAACGACUUCCCGGUCAAGGGCAUGACGUCCGAGGAGGUCAUUGACCUGCUGCGCAAGACAAAGGGCGCCAUCAGCCUAGCCAUCGUCCGACUGUGACGUCGCCGACCGGCAGUACCGGGGAUUUCUGAGCCGGUGACGUCACACCGUCCGCGCGUGACAUCACCAGUGGCCUGCGCGGCGUCGCUGUUGGCGCGUGGCGCGCGAUAAACGUGUUGUGAGUCGAUCAGACACUGCAGGGAUAUUUUAAAGACUCGCGCGUCGUCUGUUGCGGAGUUUUAAACGAGCGCUGCGCAGGCCGCGCCGGCUGCUGCGUCAGCGGAUCAGUCGCGUCGCCCGCACAGCCGGCUCUCUCAGCGCCUGUGUCGCGAUCACAGAGCUUUACAGCACGGGUGGCGUCGGCCGCGUGGGGCCGGGCCAGCCGGGCACGCACGGCCCCACUAGCAGGCCGUCUAACUGGGGGGUUGGCGGGCUGCCGACCGGGCGGGUGGGGCCUGUGUUGGUCUGGACAGCUGACAGGGGAGGGGGGACGGUGACGGAGGGACAGGCCCGGGAGACGGUCGGCGCCUCCUGAAACGACGCCGGCGGACGCACCGGCGCCGCGCCGGCCCAUCGCAACAUUGGCUUUAAAUUAGUGGUGGAGAGGCUGCCGGCCGUCGGCGCGCGGAGUUCCAGCGGGAGUUCCGGCGGGAGUUCCGGCAGGAGUUCCGGCAGGAGUUCCGGCCCAUCAGCGGCCGCCGCUCCACGCCCGACCGAAGACAGUCGGGCGAGCGGCGUGGCCGACGAGCCGUGCUGUCGCCCGGCGUCCGACAGAGCGUCCACGCCGCCACCUCCGCACUUAGAGUGUCUAGUCAGCGUAGGGCGUCCUCUCUCUGUGGUGAUAGCGAGCGGUGGGUGAUGGCGCGCCAGCCCAGCACUGGGUGGCCGUGGUCGGCGCUGGCGGCAGCGGCAGCUGGGGUGUGAGGUGUCGGGUCGGCACCGAGGGGCGGGUCCGCGGCUGGGGCCCGCCGCCGGCUCAGCUGCCGCGCGCGCCGCCGCUCGUCGACGCCCGCGAGAGCGGAGGUGCCACCGGCUCCGCCUCGGCUGCGCCGAGACGCCGGCAGUGACGCUGUGAAAUGUGAUGUGAAAUGAGCGUGCUAAAGAUGCAUAUA